GAGACGAGAGAUGUCUUGUACGACCUGCAGACCCGGGUCCAGAAAGCCAAGUUAAACGUGGAAAACAUCACCCAGCUGAUGGAGGAGUGCUCAGCUGCUCCCUUGUUUGAAAGGAAGGGCAAGAAGGAGGCAGCGCUUUUGGACCUGGACAGGAAAGCCAACACCUUAACCAAGCGCUGUGCUGCCAUUAGGGAGGCAGGCGUAAAGAUUCAGGAGAUGGUGGAGGAGAACGCAGGUCUGCUGAAGGCUGAGAAGUCAUCGCAGAUAUGGCUGGACUAUGUGGGAUACAUAGACGGGAUUGUGCUGGACAGACUCUUCAGGCUCGUCCACAAGUCGCUGCAGCUCCUCACCAACAUGGCCCCUGACGCCAACGUGGCCCCGUUGUUGGAGGUGCGUAUGGAGCUGUGCGAUGGCAGAGUGCGGUACAGUCCCUCGCUGGAGCAGGGAGAUGACAACAGCUUGUUGGAGCUGGUGGAGAGCCUGCUCAGCGAUGCCUACACGUGUGCGGCGUGCGUGCCCCGGCUGCUGGAGGGGAAGCCGAGCUACAAGACCACCCUGGAGGAGCAGGAGGAUCUCAGCACAAUGCAGGAGGAGGUGGUGUCACUGGUGGUCAGUGCCAUGAUGGAAGGUGAGGAGUACAGCGCCGGCUUCAAGGAGCAAACCCACCUGUGGCUGGAGGACCCCGGGAAGUUCCUGCGGCACUUCCUUGCCUGGGGCAAAGCACCCAGUCCUGAGGAGCUGGAGCUGCAGCCAGAGGAGUCCCCAGCUCAUGGGACCCCAUCCCUCCAGCUCUGUCAGCAGGAGAUUGACACGUGCGAGGCGCUGUGCAAGGAGGUGUCGGGGUUCGCGAACACCAAGGUGUUUGGGGGGUGGCUGCAGAGCGACUGCCGCCCCUUCAAGCAGGCACUGCUGGGCACCAUUCGGCACCGGGGCCUCGCGCUCCGGCAGCACCUCGCCAGCCACGUCACCACCAGUCUCCAGGAGCUGGAGAAUUUCAUCCAAGAGGUGAAUGCUGGCUUGAAUAGACCUCUGGAGGAGGGAGACCGCGAUGGGCUGGUGGAGGUGAUGGGGCACCUGAUGAGGGUGAAGGAGAGGCAGGCAGCGAUCGACAGCAUGUUUGAGCCCCUGAAGGAGACGGUUGCCCUGCUUAGCUCUUACGGAGAGGAGAUGCCGGAGGAGAUCCACCUACAGCUUCAAGACCUCCCCGAGCUCUGGGACAGCACCAAGGAGCUCUGCCUGCGUAUCAAGCAGAGCGCAGCGCCCCUGCGAGCCGAGGUCAACGUCAUCCGCACAAAGUGCCAGCAGUUCAAGGUCCAGCAGCACGCCUUCCGGGAGAGGUUCCAGGAAGAAGCCCCUUUUUCAUACGCUGACCCAGACCCCUACAAGUCCUUGGACAAGCAACAGAAGAGCAUCGCUGCCAUGGAGAGCGACAUAGCAGCCCUGUCCGAGUCAGCCGGGCUGUUCGACAUGUCGGUCCCAAAGUACAGGGAGCUCCGAGCGUGCCGCAGGGAGCUGCGCUUGCUGAAGGAGCUCUGGGACAUGAUAGUCCUGGUUAACACAAACAUUGAUGACUGGAAGACCAUCAAGUGGAAGGAUGUCAAUGUUGAGCAGAUGGAUAUCGAUUGUAAGAAAUUUGCUAAAGACAUUGGGAGCUUGGAUAAGGAGAUGAGAAGCUGGGAUGCAUUCACAGGGCUGGACAACAGCGUGAAGAACAUGAUAACGUCCCUGCACACCAUGAACGAGCUGCAGAACCCGGCCAUCAGGGACCGGCACUGGCAGAAGCUCAUGCAGGCAACCAAGGUGAACUUCACCCUGUCCGAGGACACAACCCUCGCAGAUCUGCUGCAGCUGAACCUGCACAAGUUCAAGGAUGAGGUUCAUGGCAUCGUGGACAAAGCCCUGAAAGAAUCAGGGAUGGAGAAGGUACUGAAUGCCCUGGAUGCUACAUGGGCAACAACGCAAUUUGAACACGAGCGCCAUGCCAGGACCGGCAUCAUGCUGCUCAAGUUGGAUGAGGAGCUCAUCGAGACACUGGAGGACAACCAAGUACAGCUGCAGAACCUGAUGACCUCGAAGUACACAGCCUUCUUCCUCCAGGAGGUGUCAGGCUGGCAGCAGAAGCUGUUGACCACUGACUCCGUUAUCAGCAUCUGGUUUGAGGUGCAGAGGACAUGGAGUCACCUGGAAUGCAUUUUCAUGGACUCCAAAGACAUCUGCAGUCAACUGCCGGAGGACUCGAAGCAUUUUGAUGCUCUUGAUCAAGAUUUCAAAGAAUUAAUGGCCGAUGCGGUAAAAACUCCCAAUGUGAUUGAAGCUACAAACAAGCCUGGUCUCUACAAAAAGCUGGAAGCGCUGCAGAAAAGAUUGGCACUCUGUGAGAAGGCUUUGGCUGAAUACCUCGAGACCAAAAGACUGGCUUUUCCCAGAUUCUACUUUGUUUCCUCUGCAGACCUGCUUGAUAUUUUAUCUAACGGGAAUGAGCCAGCUCAGGUGUCCCGUCACCUGCCGAAGCUGUUCGACAAUCUGGCUGAGCUGAAGUUCAGGAUGAGUCCGGACAAAAAGCCCUUGAACAUUGGCCUGGGGAUGGUCAGUCGGGAUGAGGAGUAUGUGCCCUUCGACGCAGACUGUGACUUGUCUGGCCAGGUGGCUCUGACGUGCAGCCAGAUCUGGUGGAGCACCGAAGUGGGUAUGGCCUUCUCAAGGCUGGAGAAAGGCUGUGAGAACACCAUGAGGGAUUACAACAAAAAGCAGAUUGCUCAGCUAAAUGCGCUGAUUUCACUGCUCAUUGGAAACCUGACUGCCGGGGACAGGAUGAAGAUCAUGACAAUCUGCACCAUCGAUGUCCACGCCAGGGAUGUGGUGGCCAAAAUGAUCCUGGAGAAGGUGGAGAGCGCCCAGGCGUUCACCUGGCAGUCCCAGCUCCGGCACCGCUGGGACGAGGGGAGGAGGCACUGCUACGCCAACAUCUGCGACGCUCAGCUCCAGUACUCCUACGAGUACCUGGGGAACACCCCCCGGCUGGUCGUCACCCCCCUGACGGAUCGGUGCUACAUCACCCUGACGCAGUCCCUCCACCUCUUCAUGGGGGGGGCCCCCGCCGGCCCCGCGGGCACCGGGAAGACGGAGACCACCAAGGACCUGGGCCGGGCAGUGGGCAUGAUGGUCUACGUCUUCAACUGCUCCGAGCAGAUGGACUACAAGUCCUGCGGCAAUAUCUACAAAGGCCUUGCUCAGACCGGCGCCUGGGGCUGUUUUGACGAAUUCAAUCGCAUUUCAGUCGAGGUUCUGUCCGUGAUCGCGGUGCAGGUGAAAUGUGUUCAAGACGCGAUUCGCACCAAGAAGAAAACAUUCAAUUUUCUUGGCGAGACGAUCGCUCUGAUCCCGUCGGUUGGGCUGUUCAUCACCAUGAACCCUGGCUAUGCAGGACGGACAGAACUGCCUGAAAAUCUAAAAGCUCUGUUCAGACCCUGUGCCAUGGUGGUCCCCGAUUUUGAACUGAUCUGUGAAAUCAUGCUUGUUGCAGAAGGUUUCGUCAAUGCUAAACUUCUAGCAAGAAAGUUCAUUACUCUGUACACACUCUGCAAAGAGCUAAUGUCUAAACAGGACCACUACGACUGGGGUCUGCGGGCUAUCAAGUCCGUGCUGGUGGUAGCGGGCUCCUUGAAGAGAGGGGACCCUGGCCACGCCGAGGACCAGAUUCUGAUGAGAGCUUUACGAGACUUCAACAUCCCCAGGAUCGUGACAGACGACUUGCCCAUCUUCAUGGGGCUGAUUGGAGACCUGUUCCCAGCCGUGGAUGUCCCCAGGAAGAGAGACCUCAACUUUGAGAAGAUCAUUAAGCAGUCCAUGCUGGAGCUGAAGCUGCAGGCAGAGGAGAGCAUCGUGCUGAAGGUGGUGCAGCUGGAGGAGCUGCUGCAAGUGAGACACUCUGUCUUUGUCAUCGGCAACGCCGGCUGCGGCAAGUCCCAGGUGCUGAGGUCGCUCAGUAAGACGUACCAGAACAUGAAGCGGAAGCCAGUCACCGUGGACCUUGACCCAAAGGCUGUGACCUGCGAUGAGCUGUUCGGGGUCAUUCAUCCGUCCACGCGAGAGUGGAAGGACGGUCUGUUCUCUUCAGUGAUGCGUGACCUGGCCAACAUCACACAUAAUGGGCCCAAGUGGAUCAUCCUCGAUGGAGAUAUUGACCCCAUGUGGAUCGAGUCCCUGAACACGGUCAUGGAUGACAACAAGGUUCUCACCUUGGCCAGCAACGAGCGCAUCCCCCUCAACCCCACCAUGCGGCUCCUCUUUGAGAUCAGCCACCUGCGGACCGCCACACCGGCGACCGUGUCCCGGGCAGGAAUCCUCUACAUCAACCCCACGGACCUGGGCUGGAACCCCGUUGUGGCCAGCUGGAUUGACACCAGGACGGUGCACUCCGAGAAAGCCUACCUGACGAUCUUCUUUGACAAGUACCUGCCAGUGUGCCUAGAGAAGCUCAAGUCUGGCCUCAAGCAGAUCACCCCUGUCCCCGAGGUCUCAGUGGUGCAGACGGUGCUGUACCUGCUCGAGUGCCUCCUGACGCCACAGACCACCCCGCCAGACUCGCCCCGGAAGCUCUAUGAGCUCUAUUUCGUCUUCGCCUGUGCCUGGGCCUUCGGCGGGGCCAUGUUCCAGGACGAGCUGGUGGAUUACCGCCUGGAAUUCAGCAAGUGGUGGGUGAACGAGUUUAAAGCCAUCAAGUUUCCUUCUCAGGGGACAAUUUUUGACUAUUAUAUCAACCCGGAAACAAAGAAAUUCAUGCCCUGGACUGAAAAAGUGCCAAAAUUCAAACUCGAUCCCGAAGUCCCUUUACAGGCCUCCAUGGUACACACGACGGAGACCGUUCGCAUCCGCUACUUCAUGGACCUGCUGAUGGAGAUGCAGAGGCCGGUGAUGCUGGUGGGGAAUGCAGGGACGGGAAAAUCGGUCCUGAUGCGGGACAAGCUGGAAGCGCUCGGUGCAGAGGAAUACCUCAUGCAGUCCAUGCCCUUUAACUUCUACACACCCACUCCUCUCACUGCAGCCCUCCUCGAGAAGCCCCUGGAGAAGAAAUCGGGGAGGAACUACGGCCCGCCCGGGACCAGGAGGCUUAUCUACUUCAUUGACGACAUGAACAUGCCGGAGGUGGACAAGUACGGCACCGUGGCACCGCACACGCUCAUCCGGCAGCACAUGGACCACGGGCACUGGUACGACAGGACCAAACUGACCCUGAAGGCCAUCUGCAACUGCCAGUACGUGGCCUGCAUGAACCCGACCGCAGGGUCCUUCACCAUUGACCCCCGGCUGCAGCGCCACUUCACCGUCUUCGCCGUGAGCUUUCCCGGCCAGGAGGCUCUGCUGACCGUGUACGGCACCAUCCUGGCGCAGCACCUGGCCCUGCAGGGGAUGCCGCUGGCUGUCCUGGCUGUCCGGAGCCUGCAGCCCCAGCUGGCAGCAGCAGCACUGGCCCUCCACCAGAAGGUUGCCUCCACCUUCUUGCCAACAGCCGUCAAGUUCCAUUACCUCUUCAACCUCCGGGACCUCUCCAACAUAUUCCAGGGUCUGUUGUUCUCCACCCCUGAAUGCCUGAAAAGUCCCGUGGACUUGGUGCGUCUCUGGCUCCACGAAGCUGAGAGGGUGUAUGGAGACAAGCUCAUCGGUGAAACAGAUCAAAAAGGCUUCGGGAAGAUGCUGGCGGACACCUGCAAAAAGUUCUUUGCUGAACUCGGCGAAGACCUGGUGUUUGCCAAGCCCAACAUCUACUGCCACUUCGCCCAGGGCAUGGGGGAGCCCAAGUACCUGCCGGUGCCGAGCUGGCCGGCUCUGAACAAGCUGCUGGGGGAAGCCUUGGACAACUACAACGAGGUGAACGUGGCGAUGAGCCUGGUGCUCUUCGAAGACGCGCUGGCUCAUGUUUGCAGAAUUAGUCGGAUCUUGGAGUCUCCCCGGGGCAAUGCGCUGCUGGUGGGGGUAGGAGGCAGCGGGAAGCAGAGUCUGGCACGGCUGGCAGCCUACAUCAGCAAUCUGGAGGUGUUUCAGAUCACGCUGAAGAAAGGCUACAGCACCCCGGACCUGAAGCUGGACCUCGCCUCCCAGUACAUCAAGGUGGCCGUGAAGAACAUCCCCACCGUGUUCCUGAUGACGGACUCCCAGGUUGCUGAAGAAUCAUUCCUGGUCCUGAUCAAUGAUUUCCUGGCAUCCGGGGAGGUGCCGGGGCUGUUUCAGGAUGAUGACCUGGAAAACAUUAUCCGUGCCAUGAAGCCCCAAGUGAAGUUCCUUGGAUUGGAAGGCACAAAGGAAAACUGCUGGAAAUUAUUUAUAGAGAAAGUCAGGCAUCAGUUAAAGGUGGGUCACCCUCUGCUCAUCCUCGGCUUCUCGCCUGUGGGCUCGACCCUGCGGGUGCGGGCAAGGAGGUUCCCCGCCGUGGUCAACUGCACAGCCAUCGACUGGUUCCACGAGUGGCCGGAGGAUGCGCUCGUGUCCGUCAGCAGCAGGUUCUUGGAGGAAACAGGGGACAUCGAGCCCGAGGUCAAGGUCUCCAUCAGCCAGUUCAUGUCCUACGUCCACACAAGCGUUAAGGAGAUGUCCAAGACCUACCUGGACAUGGAGAGACGCUAUAACUACACCACGCCAAAGACCUUUCUUGAGCAGAUAAAGCUCUACCAAAACCUACUGUCGAAAAAACAGAGCGAGCUCACUGCCAAAAUCGAGAAGCUGGAGAAGGGGCUGACGAAGCUCCAGAGCACGACAUCCCAGGUGGAUGACCUGAAAGCCAAGCUGGCGGUCCAGGAGGCCGAGGUGAUGCAGAAGCGUGGGGACGCAGCUAAACUGAUCCAUGUGGUGGGCAUCGAGAUGGAGAAGGUCAGCAGGGAGAAAGCCAUUGCUGAUGAGGAGGAGCUGAAGGUCCAGGCCAUCAACACGAACGUGGCCGAGAAGCAGCGAGCCUGCGAGACCGGCCUGGCAAAGGCAGAGCCGGCGCUCCUACAUGCCCAGGAGGCCCUCAACACGCUGAACAAGAACAACCUGACAGAGCUGAAGUCCUUCGAGUCCCCGCCCCAAGCGGUGGUGAACGUGAUGGCAGCCGUGAUGGUUCUGACGGCCCCCAGGGGCAAGAUACCGAAGGACAAGAGCUGGAAGGCAGCAAAAGUCAUGAUGAGAAAAGUAGACACAUUCCUUGACAACUUGAAGAGGUUUGACAAGGAGCACAUCCCCGAGGCCUGUCUCAAGGAGUUUCAGCCCUACCAGUCAGAUCCCAGCUUUGAUCCAGAGUUCAUCAUGCCGAAGUCAAUAGCCGCCGCAGGGCUGUGCUCCUGGUGCCUAAACAUCGUUCGCUUCUACGAGGUGUUCUGCGAGGUGGAGCCCAAGAGGCAGGCGCUGGAGGAGGCCAACGCCGACCUGGUGGAGGCACAAGAAAAACUCAGUCAUGUUAAGAAGAAAAUUGCCGGCCUGAACGCCAACUUGGCAGCUCUCACUGCAGAAUUUGAGAAAGCUACAGUUGAAAAAAUCAAAUGUCAGCAGGAGGCUGAUGCAACCAACAGAGUCAUCACGUUGGCAAACAGGCUCAUCAGGGGCCUGGCAUCCGAAAACAUCCGCUGGGCUGAGUCAGUGGAGAAGCUCCGAGAGCAGGAGAAGAUGCUGUGCGGAGACGUGCUGCUGGUCUCCGCCUUCGUGUCCUACGUUGGCUACUUCACCAAGAAGUACAGGGCCGAGCUGCUGGAGAAGCACUGGAUCCCCUUCCUGAGCGGGCUGGCGGUGCCCAUCCCCGUCACCCCAGGGCUGGACCCCCUCAGCCUCCUCACCGACGCCGCUGACGUGGCUGCCUGGAGCAACCAGGGGCUGCCCAGUGACCGCACAUCCAUCGAGAAUGCCACCAUCCUCUGCAACACCCAGCGGUGGCCCCUGGUCGUGGACACCCAGCUCCAGGGCAUCAGGUGGAUCAAGAACAAAUACGGGGAGGAGCUGCGGGCCAUCCGCCUGGGCCAGAAGAGCUACCUGGACACCAUCGAGCAGGCGGUUGCCGAAGGACAGACGCUGCUGAUCGAGGACAUCGGCGAGACGAUGGAGCCAGUGCUGGAUCACCUGCUAGGCAGGAACACCACCAGGAAGGGCAGAUACAUCAGGAUAGGAGAUAAAGAAGUGGAAUAUCACCCGCGCUUCCGCCUGAUUCUGCACACCAAGUAUUCCAACCCUCACUACAAGCCAGAGGUGCAGGCUCAGUGCACCCUGAUCAACUUCUUGGUGACCCGGGAGGGACUGGAGGACCAGCUUCUGGCUGCUGUGGUGGCCAAAGAGCGUCCGGACCUGGAGACCCUGAAGGUAAGCCUCACAAAGAGCCAGAACGAGUUCAAGAUCAGGCUGAAGGAGCUGGAGGACUCCCUGCUGGCCCGGCUGUCGGCUGCCACGGGGCAGUUCCCGGAGGACACGGCGCUGGUGGAGAACCUGGAAACGACAAAGCGCACGGCCAUGGAAAUUGAGGAAAAAGUGAAAGAAGCUAAAGCCACCGAAGUCCAAAUCAAUGUCACUAGAGAAAACUACAGGCCAGUGGCAGAGCGAGCAUCCCUGCUGUACUUCAUCCUGAGUGACCUCAGCAAGAUCAACCCCAUGUACCAGUUCUCUCUCAAGGCAUUCCACAGGGUCUUCGAGAAAGCCAUGCAGUGCACGACCCCCGACGACGACAUCAAGCAAAGAGUGAUCAACCUGACAGAUGAGAUCACCUACUCAGUCUAUACGUACACCGCACGGGGACUCUUUGAGAGGGACAAACUCAUUUUCCUGGCCCAGAUUGCCUUUCAGGUCCUGGCACUCAAGAGAGAAGUGAACCCGGCAGAGCUGGACUUUCUUCUGCGCUUCCCUUCCAAGGCCAUCGUCGCGUCCCCCGUGGACUUUCUGCAGCCCCAGAGCUGGGGUGGCAUCAAGGUGCUCUCGGAAAUGGAAGCGUUCAAGAACUUGGACAGGGACAUCGAGGGCUCGGCAAAGCGAUGGAAGAGGUUUGUGGAGUCCGAGGCGCCGGAGAAGGAGGUUUUCCCUAAGGAGUGGAAGAACAAGUCAGCCCUGCAGAAGCUGUGCAUGCUGCGGUGCCUGCGGCCCGACAGGAUGACCUAUGCCAUCAGGAACUUUGUGGAAGAGAAGAUGGGGAGCAAGUAUGUGGAAGGAAAGAGCGUUGAGCUCGCCAAGGUGUACGAGGAGAGCAGCCCCUCCAUGCCCCUGUUCUUCAUUCUCUCCCCUGGCAUCGACCCGCUGAAAGACGUGGAGGCCCUGGGCAGAAAGCUGAACUUCACCAUCGACAAUGGGAGGAUCCACAACGUGUUGCUGGGGCAGGGCCAGGAGGCCAUGGCCGAGCGGGCCCUGGAGGUGGCGGCUGCGCAGGGGCACUGGGUCAUCCUGCAGAACAUCCACCUGGUGGCCCGGUGGCUGGACACACUGGAGAAGAUGAUGGAGCAGCACAGUGUGGGCAGCCACGCCAACUACCGGGUGUUCAUGAGUGCCGAGGCAGCCCCCAGCCCCGAGGCACACAUCAUCCCGCAGGGGCUGCUGGAAAACGCCAUCAAGAUCACCAGCGAGCCACCAACGGGCAUGCACGCCAACCUGCACAAGGCCCUGGCCCUCUUCACCGAGGACACACUGGAGAUGUGCAGCAAGGAAGUCGAGUUCAAAUGCGUCUUGUUCGCGCUCUGCUACUUCCACGCGGCGGUGGCCGAGCGGCGCAAGUUCGGCGCUCAGGGCUGGAACAGGUCUUACCCCUUCAACAGCGGGGACCUGACCAUAUCGAUUAACGUCCUCUACAACUACCUGGAGGCCAACCCCAAGGUACCAUGGGACGAUCUCCGGUACCUCUUCGGCGAAAUCAUGUACGGGGGGCACAUCACAGACAACUGGGACCGCCGGCUGUGUCGGACCUACCUGAGCGAGUACCUCUGUGCGGAGAUGCUGGAGGGAGAGGUGUACUUAGCGCCGGGGUUUUUGAUCCCUCCCAGCCUGGAUUACAAGGGGUACCACGAGUACAUCGACCACAACCUGCCACCCGAGAGCCCCUACCUGUACGGCCUCCACCCCAACGCGGAGAUCAGCUCCCUGACCCUCACUUCGGACAGGCUCCUUCGGACCGUUUUGGAAAUGCAGCCCAAAGAAUCAGAGGGCGGAGGAGGCUCAGGUGGCUCCCGAGAGGAAAAGGUGAAGUCGGUCCUAGACGAGAUCAUCGAGAGGCUACCGGAGCCCUUCUGCAUGGCGGAGAUCACGGCGAAAGGGGUGGCCAGGACCCCGUAUGUUGUAGUUGCCUUCCAGGAAUGGGAAAGAAUGAACACCCUGACCCGGGAGAUCAGGNUCAAACUGCUCAGACUUUCCUCUUUUUCCAAGGGAGAGCUGACGAUGACACCGGCCAUGGAGGAGCUGGCCAACGCUCUCUUCUACAGCCAAGUUCCUGAGUCCUGGAGCCGUUACGCCUACCCCUCUCUCCUUGGCUUGGGAGCCUGGUACGCAGACCUGCUCCUUCGGAUUUCGGAGCUGGAAGUCUGGACGACAGACUUCGUGCUGCCUGCAACAGUGUGGCUGGCAGGAUUCUUCAACCCCCAGUCCUUCCUCACUGCUAUCAUGCAGUCCACGGCCAGAAAGAACGAGUGGCCACUAGACGAGAUGUGUCUUUCAGUGGAAGUGACCAAGAAAAACCGCGAGGAUAUAACAGCUCCACCCAGAGAAGGCUCCUAUGUGCAUGGAUUGUUCAUGGAAGGCGCUCGAUGGGACGUCCCCUCUGGCGCGAUUGCGGACGCCCGGAUGAAGGAGCUGACGCCCAUGAUGCCAGUCGUCUUCAUCAGAGCCAUCCCCGCGGACUGCCUGGACGCCAAGAACGUCUAUGAAUGUCCCGUCUACAAGACGCGGAUGCGAGGUCCCACCUACGUCUGGACCUUCAACCUGAAGACAAAAGAAAGAGCCGCUAAGUGGGUUCUGGCCGCUGUUGCUCUGCUCCUACAGGUCUGAGCGUUAAUGACUAUGGAAAACAGCAAAUGCUUUAACUU
Molecule: messenger RNA, 11012 nt
Organism: Leptosomus discolor (cuckoo roller)
Lineage: Eukaryota; Metazoa; Chordata; Aves; Leptosomiformes; Leptosomidae
Source: RefSeq, a predicted model, not a curated record